Messenger RNA from Dromiciops gliroides (monito del monte), 4961 nucleotides. It is a transcript of the gene CCAR1, whose product is annotated as cell division cycle and apoptosis regulator 1. Gene Ontology annotation, cellular component: nucleus. Gene Ontology annotation, biological process: regulation of DNA-templated transcription. Lineage: Eukaryota; Metazoa; Chordata; Mammalia; Microbiotheria; Microbiotheriidae. The record is from RefSeq and is a predicted model, not a curated record.
GCCCGAACGUAAACACGGUGCGUCCCUCGGCGAGCCGGGCGGGGCCUGGACGAGGGGGGAGUCGGCGCAUGCGCAGACGCUUGACGGGUUUUGAAAAUGGCUCUUCAGCUCUGGCGGCGACCCGGCUCAGAUCACUAUUGUAGAAGAAAACCAACCAGAGGCUUUUGUCUUACACCAUGGCUCAAUUUGGAGACAGAAGAAUCCACCAUGGGCUACUCAGUUACUGCCACUGCAGUUUCACAGCCAGCUGCUUUAGGAGUUCAGCAGCCCUCAUUACUUGGAGCGUCCCCUACCAUCUACACUCAGCAGACAGCACUGGCGGCGGCAGGCCUGACUACACCCACUCCUGCCAACUAUCAGCUCACUCAGACUGCAGCCUUGCAGCAACAAGCAGCAGCUGCUGCCGCAGCCCUACAACAGCAAUAUUCACAACCUCAACAGGCCCUAUAUAGUGUGCAGCAACAGUUGCAGCAACCUCAGCAGACCUUGUUAACACAGCCAGCUGUCGCCUUGCCUACGAGCCUGAGCCUGUCCACUCCUCAGCCAGCAGCACAAAUCACUGUCUCGUACCCAACACCGCGGUCAAGUCAGCCGCAAACUCAGCCCCAGAAGCAGCGAGUUUUCACAGGCGUUGUUACCAAGCUACAUGAUACGUUCGGCUUUGUGGAUGAGGAUGUGUUUUUUCAGCUCAGCGCUGUCAAGGGGAAAACCCCGCAAGUAGGGGACAGAGUGUUGGUGGAAGCCACCUACAACCCCAGCAUGCCUUUCAAAUGGAAUGCACAAAGAAUUCAGACCCUGCCAAAUCAGAAUCAGUCUCAGACCCAGCCUUUACUGAAGACGCCCCCGGCUGUGCUCCAGCCACUUGCCCAGCCUACUGCGUUUGGUGUUCAGGCUCAGCCUCAACCACAGUCACUGUUGCAAGCCCAGAUUUCAGCAGCAUCAAUUACACCUUUGCUUCAGACUCAGCCGCAGCCUUUAUUACAGCAGCCGCAACAGAAAGCUGGUUUGUUACAGCCCCCUGUCCGUAUAGUUUCACAGCCACAACCAGCACGAAGGUUAGAUCCACCGUCCAGAUUUUCAGGGAGAAAUGACAGAGGGGACCCAGUUCCUAACAGAAAAGAUGACAGAAGUCGUGAAAGGGAACGAGAGAGACGUAGAUCUCGGGAAAGAUCACCUCAGAGAAAGCGUUCCAGGGAGAGAUCUCCCCGAAGAGAGAGGGAACGAUCACCUCGAAGGCCCCGGCGUGUGGUUCCUCGUUACACUGUUCAGUUCUCAAAGUUUUCACUUGAUUGCCCUAGUUGUGACAUGAUGGAACUAAGACGUCGUUAUCAGAAUCUAUACAUCCCUAGUGACUUCUUUGAUGCUCAGUUUAUGUGGGUUGAUGCUUUUCCUUUGUCAAGACCAUUCCAACUGGGAAACUACUGUAACUUCUAUGUCAUGCACAGAGAGGUAGAUCCUUUGGAGAAAAAUGUGGCUAUUCUUGACCCGCCUGAUGCCGAUCACUUGUAUAGUGCCAAGGUAAUGCUGAUGGCUAGCCCUAGUAUGGAAGAUUUAUAUCACAAAUCAUGCGCUCUUGCUGAAGAUCCACAAGAACUUCGAGAUGGAUUCCAACAUCCUGCUAGACUUGUUAAGUUUUUAGUGGGCAUGAAAGGCAAGGAUGAGGCCAUGGCUAUUGGAGGCCACUGGUCUCCUUCACUGGAUGGACCAGACCCAGAGAAAGAUCCCUCUGUGUUGAUAAAGACUGCUAUUCGUUGUUGUAAGGCUCUGACAGGCAUUGAUUUAAGUGUGUGCACUCAAUGGUACCGUUUUGCAGAGAUUCGCUACCAUCGCCCUGAGGAGACCCACAAGGGGCGUACGGUUCCAGCUCAUGUGGAGACAGUGGUUUUAUUUUUCCCGGAUGUUUGGCAUUGCCUUCCCACCCGCUCAGAGUGGGAAACCCUCUCCCGAGGAUACAAGCAGCAGCUGGCCGAGAAGCUACAGGGUGAACGCAAGGAGGCUGAUGGAGAACAGGAUGAAGAAGAGAAGGAUGACGGUGAGGCGAAAGAAAUCUCCACACCCACCCAUUGGUCUAAACUUGAUCCAAAGACAAUGAAGGUAAAUGACCUCCGUAAAGAAUUAGAAAGCCGAGGCUUAGUUUCUAAAGGAUUAAAAUCCCAGUUGAUAGCCCGCCUGACAAAACAGCUUAAAGUAGAAGAACCGAAAGAGGAACAGAAGGAGUUGGAGAAAUCUGAAAAAGAAGAGGAAGAAGGAGACAGGAAAUCUGAAGACGAUAAAGAGGAAGAAGAAAGGAAACGUCAGGAAGAAAUGGAGCGCCAGCGCCGAGAAAGGCGGUAUAUUUUACCCGAUGAGCCAGCCAUUAUUGUACACCCUAACUGGGCUGCAAAGAGUGGCAAGUUUGACUGUAGCAUCAUGUCUUUGAGCGUACUUUUGGACUACAGAUUAGAGGAUAACAAAGAACAUUCAUUUGAGGUUUCAUUAUUUGCAGAGCUCUUCAAUGAAAUGCUUCAAAGAGACUUUGGUGUCCGGAUAUAUAAAUCCUUAAUAUCCCUUCCCGAAAAAGAGGAUAAAAAGAAAAGGAUAAGAAAGCAAAAGGAAGAGAGAAAAGAGAAAAAGGAAGACAGGGAUGAUGAAAUUGACGAGCCAAAACCAAAAAGGAGAAAAUCGGGAGAUGAUAAAGAUAGAAAAGAUGACCGAGAAGACAGAAAGAAAGAAGAUAAAAGGAAAGAUGAUAAAGAUGAUGAUGAAACUGAAGAAGAUAAUAACCAAGAAGAAUAUGACCCGCUGGAAGCCGAAGAUGCUGAAGAUGAAGAGGAUGAUCGGGAUGAAGAAGAGAUGAAUAAACGAGAUGACAAAAGAGAGGUUAAUCGAUAUGGCAAAGAGAGAGCUUCUAAAGAUAAGGAAAAAGACAAGACACAGAUGAUUACAGUUAACAGGGAUCUUUUGAUGGCAUUUGUUUAUUUUGAUCAAAGCCACUGUGGUUACCUGCUUGAGAAGGAUAUGGAAGAAAUACUAUAUACUCUCGGGCUUCAUCUUUCCCGGGCUCAGGUUAAAAAACUACUUAAUAAAGUAGUACUCCGAGAGUCCUGCUUUUACAGAAAAUUAACAGAUACCUCAAAAGACGAAGAAAACCAUGAAGACUCAGAAGCAUUGCAGGAAGAUAUGCUAGGAAACAGAUUGCUGCUCCCAACACCAACAGUAAAACAGGAGUCAAAGGUUGUGGAAGAAAAUGUUGGCCUGAUCGUGUACAAUGGAGCGAUGGUGGAUGUGGGGAGUCUCUUGCAAAAACUGGAGAAGAGUGAAAAAGUCAGAGCUGAAAUUGAGCAGAAGCUCCAGUUACUAGAGGAUAAAACAGGUGAGGACGAGAAGACUAUUUUACAUUUGGAAAAUUCUAACAAAAGCCUAACUUGUGAACUCAGAGAAGUCAAAAGGGACCUUAGUCAACUACAAGAAAACCUGAAGACUUCAGAAAAUGCAAAUUUGCAAUAUGAGAACCAACUUAAUAAGACAGUCAAAAAUUUAUCCACAGUUAUGGAUGAGAUUCAUACUGUUCUUAAGAAGGAUAAUAUGAAGAAUGAAGACAGAGAUCAAAAAUCCAAAGAAAAUGGUGCAAAUGUAUGAUAAAAUUUGUUUUUGAGAAGAAUGGUGUUACAUAAUGUAAUAUAUAAAUCAUGAUACCAGAAUGUUUGAAAGUGACGCAUGUUUGAUUUUAGUAGUAUAAAUAUCUGUUUAGUUUGAAAGAUGUAUAAAGUUUUAUGAAUGUGAGUCUCUGCUUUUGAAAAUUGCUUGUAAUUCAUAGCAUUCAAUUUAUUAGACACUCUUUGAGUGAAAUAAUUUUGCAGAAUGUUUUAGGAUGAACUUUGUUAUAGUUUUAACCCUAAUAAAGUUCAUCAAUUUAAUGGAUAGUAGCAAGUAUUUAAUUACCAAAUGUCUUUCAUAAAAAAAAGGUCUAGUAAAGUCGAAAUUUCUUUAUUUAUAGAAUUAUCAUUAUUAGGUUUUUAUUUUGAAUUCAGUCCAUCUUUUUAAAAAAUCCAGUGUAAAUCAUAAAAUAGCAUGCUACAUAAUUUUGCAAGUUUUUUGGGGAACCCAAAAUUUUUUACUCACCACAAAAAGCUUCUUCCUCCUUCUAAUCAUAUUCCUCCUCUCAAACUGCUUAUUAAAAUUCAAGCCCCAUCAAAUACUCGGAAAGCAAUAGUAAGCCACCAUUAUUCUUGGGGUAACUUGAUGGGGUUUACAUGAAAAUGAAGUUGAGCUUAUUUGAAUGUGUUCAUUGUGCUCUUUUAUCAAGAGUCCUGCUUUCCUCAAGAGUGUUUAUAAUGUAAAAACACAGUGAUUGAAAUGUAUAGUUCAAUUUGAGGCCAGUAGAUGUCAGCAUAAUGCCUUACAAGGAAAAAAAAUACUGUAAUUUAAAUUAAACUCCUUAAAUUAGGAUUGAUUUUUUAAAAAAUAGUUUUUCCUCUAGUUCCUUCAGAGUGUUACUGGAUGUUUAGGAUCUGAUAAGCUCUUAAUUGUAAAAAGUAGGUUAAAUCUGUUACAAAGCCAUGAGAUGAUUUACCAUCUUAAACAAAAAGGCCUGUUUUAAGUUUAAAAAUACUUAGUGAUGCAUAUUUCCAGGAAAAAAAAAAUUUUAAUGAGAUCUUUGCAGUUUUCUUUUUUGCUAGAACGACGAAUUUUUAGUCUUGAUGUCCCAGGUGAUAGACUGUGAGAACACCAGUGCUCCAAAGGGGAGCCACACAGUGGCUCUCACUCCCCAGAGACGGGUUCCAGUGCCCCCAGACUGUUCUGUUCCAAUCUGUUUUUGUCUGAAGUUGCUGAAUGUUGUGUUUGUUUGGGAUUCUCUGAAAGACCAGCUCAUGUACAGAAAUGUUUUCUUUCUCUCUGAGCAGAGAUUAAACAACAUAGAGUGUAGGUGAAAAAUGUUCUUCUUUAUUUUUUAAUUAAAAUAAUUUUUUAAAAGAAGAUGA